Molecule: messenger RNA, 267 nt
Organism: Penicillium vulpinum
Lineage: Eukaryota; Fungi; Ascomycota; Eurotiomycetes; Eurotiales; Aspergillaceae
Exons: 2
Coding region: 1-267 (88 amino acids)
Source: RefSeq, a predicted model, not a curated record
AUGCUCUCUAUACUACUUGCUGUUCUUCCUGCCUUAUUGGUAGGCACUUCUGCUGCCGCCGUGGUGCCUCGCGAUAGAACCUGCACUCUCGAACUCUGGGAGCGUCUCGGUCAAAACCCCGUUGUUGGCGGCGAUAACUCGCACACUUGUGGUGUGGAACUUGACUACGGUGACGGCCGAAAGGAUACCCUCACUACAGAAUGCAAUAAGAUCUGGCACUCAGGCGAUCAUUGCUACGAUUCACAGUUACCGAACUCCAUCUGGUAA